CUCCCAAAAUGGCCAAAAGAAUUGCUGAGAAAGAAUUGACUGACAGAAACUGGGACCAAGAAGAUGAGGUCGAGGAGGUGGGCACCUUCUCUGUGGCCAGCGAGGAGGUACUGAGGAGCAGAGCCAUCAAGAAGGCCAAGCGCAGGAACCCUAGCACAGAGCCUGAUGGCGGAGGUGCCUUCCAAGGCUUCAAAGGUCUGGUCGCCCCAUCUGGAGGCAGCGUCGUGGGCUUUGGCAUAGUUGGGAAGCCGCUGGAGGGACUGACCAACGGGACUGGCAUCUCCCCACUCACCAGCACCCCCAAGGCCGUCCUGGGUGCCGCCAACGGCCCGGCCUCCUUGGGGAACACGAAGGGCCCCAAGCCCCGCAAUGGGGAUGCGCAGCAGCCACCCUCCGGAUCAGCCCCUGGUAGCGCCUACCACAAACAGCUGGCGGCCCUCAACCGCUCGGUGCGGGACUGGAUCGUGAAGCACGUGGAUGCAAACCCCCUAUGCGACCUGACCCCCAUCUUCACCGACUACGAGAAGUACCUGGCUGGCAUCGAGCAGCAGCACGGCGGAGCCCGGAGUGAGUUCGGAAGCGAAGCCAGCCAGGCUUCCGGGGAGUCGGAGGCAACCUCGCUGUUUGGUGCCCCCAAGUCACAGCCCUCGGCGGCCUUCUCAUUUCACACCAGUGAUGACUCCUCAGAAGGCGCCUCGGCCAAGGCGGAGCCAGCGGCCACCAGCACGGGCGUCUCAUUCAGCUUCGGCAAGAAGGUCGACAGCUCUGUCCUGACCACGCUCAGCCCCACACCCCUGCCCGGGCUUUCAUUUUCCUCUAGCAACACCAAUUUAUUUGGCAAAGAUACUCCCCAGAACAAGCCCACUGCCUCGCCCUUCUCCAAGGAGGUUGUGGAAGGCCAGGGGGAAGGUGGCAGUGGCGGCAAAGGCACUGCCGAAGACGAGGACAGUGAUGAGCCACCCAAGGUCGUCGUCACGGAAGUGAAAGAGGAAGAUGCUUUCUAUUCCAAGAAGUGCAAACUCUUCUACAAGAAGGACGAUGAGUUCAAGGAGAAGGGCAUUGGGACCCUGCACCUGAAGCCCACAGCCAACCAGAAGACGCAGCUGCUGGUGCGCGCCGACACCAACCUUGGCAACAUCCUCCUGAAUGUGCUGGUGCCCCCCAACAUGCCGUGCACACGGACUGGCAAGAACAACGUCCUCAUCGUGUGUGUCCCCAACCCGCCGCUGGACGACAAGAACCCCAGCGUGCCUGUGCCCAUGCUGGUGCGGGUCAAGACGGCGGAAGAUGCUGACGAGCUGCAUCGGAUCCUGCUGGAGAGACGCGGUGGCCCCUGAGAGCCGCCCCAGCC
Molecule: messenger RNA, 1351 nt
Organism: Suncus etruscus (white-toothed pygmy shrew)
Lineage: Eukaryota; Metazoa; Chordata; Mammalia; Eulipotyphla; Soricidae
Gene: NUP50
Product: nucleoporin 50
Exons: 7
Coding region: 9-1337 (442 amino acids)
Biological process (GO): protein import into nucleus
Cellular component (GO): nuclear pore
Source: RefSeq, a predicted model, not a curated record